Messenger RNA from Menidia menidia (Atlantic silverside), 2766 nucleotides. NCBI's taxonomy places the organism in Eukaryota, Metazoa, Chordata, Actinopteri, Atheriniformes, Atherinopsidae. The record is from the annotation of a GenBank genome assembly.
AUGCUAAAUUAUGAAGGUAUACCAUCAAAAGGAGACUCUAUGUCUUCCUACCAGUCAAACUACUGGACCUGCACCCUUCCAAAGUCUUUGCCCCCAUCUCCAGAUAGGCACUCUCUAGACUGGAAUCCAAACAAAGAAUACCAGGCCCUGCUGGACUACACCUAUCCACUGAGACCAGAAUAUGUUGAAAAAAUGUGCACGCCCAAGAAACAAACGGAGGAAGAAAUACUCAAAGUGCAGAUUGCAAGUCGUCUGACUUUCAGAGUUUCGAAACCUCCUCAGAUGGUCGAUUCUCCAGAACCCCAAUCUCCCUUACUGAUCACGGGGAUUCGACCACAGUCCGAGUAUGUUUGUGGUGAGUUGGAUGAGGACUUCAGGCCUCUUCCACAGAAGUUUGAAGUCAUGCAACAGCUUUUUAGACAGGUAAAGGAGAUUACCGUCAAGCUGAGCCAGCCUGGGAAAACCAGCACCAGGUCUCUUGACAGCAAUACAACUCCAUUUCUAUCUACUAUCAACUUGCUGAGGAUACAGGGAGUCGAAGAGGAGGACACAGAUGAAAUCAAAGAGCCAUGUAUAGACAAACAAGAUGCAUCUGUAGGAAAUAAGGAGGAGCAGAAGAGUGCUGGUCAAAUAGCAGGUGCCUGUGGGAUAUCAGCGACACAAAGGACAAGUUUUGCUACGGGGUUAGAACCUAGUGAAGGGGGCCCGAGUCAGUCCAGUGUUAGAGAGGUGGAGAAUUUGAUGCAGAAGCUGUGUGGCCAUACCUUGUCUGACAGCCAGAGCAACAACCGGAGGGAUCAGAGCAACAGCUGCACUCUGAUGCAAAACAUUCAGAUUUUCUGUUCACACCUGGAGCUGCUCAUCCAGCAGCUGUAUGCAGUAUCACAGAAGAUUGAGCAGCUUGCUACACCAACUGUUGACAUAGAGAGUCUCAAGUCAUCUCUGGCUGAGUAUCAGAGCUUUCAUAGAGAGGUGAGCAGGCAUCAGUCAGUAACUUCCUGUGUUCUGCAUACUGGAUAUCAGCUCCUCAGCAGCAUCAACAGCAUUUCUCCAUUUUUAAGAGAUACCCUGCUGCUUAUUGAGAGACAGUCUGAUAUUCGGCAGUCCUCCACAGACCACUUUUUAUCCUCCAUCAUGUCUGCAAUGGAUACUCUGACUCAGACCACAACUCCCAGUCCAGUCGAAUAAAAACGUAAAGAAGAUCCUGUGCGGACUGAGGUUGUUGUUUACAUAUAUGAUUUCAGAAUGUAUUUAUUGAUGACUUGUUUCCAUAACAAUGUUAAAACUGUUAAAGUUUGUGACUCUUUACAUUCCUUAACACUGUUUUUUUUUCUUCUCAUCACUAACAAUUUAUAUUAUUGGUUCAGUUUGAUUAAGUUACCAUUGAAAAUAUCAGACCCUGCAGCAAGAAAAUUUGAAGCAGUUUUUCUCCAUCCUAUUUCCACCUGCUGCAGGCAUAAACAAGACAUUAACUAAUUUAAACUUUUUUUGCCUUUCUGUGCCUCUUAAUUUUUCACUUUACCCAGGGCAACAAUAUUUAAGGGCCCCAUCACCAUAACCACAGAUCACUGUAAUCUAGCAAAAUACAAAAUAAAUUACCUUAAUAUACAGCAAUAUACUCAAUACAUCAAAUUCAGUCAUUGAGUGUAUUUUGAUGUAUUUUUUGCGCUCCCACUUAGCUUCUCAGAUCAUAGGGAUUAGGAGGUUUUUCAUUAGAUACUGAGCCAGUAAUAGCGUUUCUGUGUUGAAAUGUUGAAUUUAUGGAAUUAUUCACAUUCUGGUCCAAUUUUAGUUGUGCACGUUCCUUGUGAUAUAUUUGAACGUUAACUUGUGUUAACUCAAGUGAUAUGGAUUUUACCCACAAAUCUAGUCUUAAAAAGGUCAAUUGUGGGUAAAUUCAGUGCAAUAUUAACACCACACCAAUGCAACUCACCCAGUGUGCCAUACAUUUUCAAAACAGAAAAACAAUUGAUUGAGAUACCCCAAAAGAUUAAUUAAAGUGUAAUUUAAGCAGAAAAGUGGUUAUUUUAAUCUGUUGGGGGUUUUUUUAACAAAAGAUUUUGUUGGAGUUUCAAACAAAAUCUGCCAUUUCAGUAAAUGUUGUUGAUGUAAAAUGUUGCAUGUUCCCUCUUCCACUAAUUGGUGAGGUUUUUCAUUAAGUGUUAUCGUGUAGAUUACUCUGUGUUAGGGCAUAGCUGUAUCCUGUAAUUUACUUAUAAAUCUUUCAUAACCUGACUUCUCUGCUCACAGCUGCUAUCUUGUGUUUUGUGGCUUUUUAAAAUCUGUUCUUUUUAACCAAAAAAGAAAAAGAUGGCCACUCUUCACGUCUAAUAUCCAACUCACUUUUAAAAAAAAUGAUUUUUAUAUCUGUUUAUAAGAUAUGCUUUAAAACACCAUAACUUGCCUUUCCAGUUGUUGUAUAUUUUUGCUAUUGUAUUUUUAAUAUAAACAUUCUCCCUAAAAUGUACAAUCUCCCCUGAAAGAACUCUGUGAAAAUAAAGCAAAUCCCCAUGUCAGCAUCAUUUGCUACAAAGGAGUGAAAUUUGUACUGAGGACGUGCUAGCCAAGCUUCAUGAAGGCAUGAAAAAGGCCUUGCAAACCCCAAAAAAGUUAUCUCUAACACCACAGAUGAAGCUCCUGCUAUGACAACUGAAGAAAAGGGAGCUGUAACAAGACAGAAGAAUACCAAUCCUGAUCUCCUAAUUUACUACUGCAUCAUUCAUCAAUCGGUCCUCCUGUGCCUCGCUGUCAGAAAAGCAUGCUAAC